Messenger RNA from Candidozyma haemuli, 387 nucleotides. RefSeq lists its product as uncharacterized. The transcript has a single exon. The coding region runs from base 1 to 387 and encodes 128 amino acids. NCBI's taxonomy places the organism in Eukaryota, Fungi, Ascomycota, Pichiomycetes, Serinales, Metschnikowiaceae. The record is from RefSeq and is a predicted model, not a curated record.
AUGACUGCCUCUGAAGAUUCGUUAAUUACAUCGCCCAAUUCCUACUCAAAUAAGGAUCUUCUAUUACUUAGUCAACUUCUACAUACUCAGGGUCUCAUACAACCGGAUGCCGUGAAAGAAUACGAGGACUUGGAAAGGAUAGGGAGUGAGUGGUUCCACCACGAUAGCACUCAAUUGCUGAGAAGAACACACGAGAACAGUCUCACAAAGCCACCGACUGGUAAGGAAAUCCUUGCUUUGUAUGAGAACAUGUUGGAGCAGAAUGAAGAUUGCAAGAACACAACCGACCUAGCGAACAAGUUCUACUUUGCCAGAGUCCAGGAGCUCGAGAGCAGGAUAAAAAGGGAUAAAGAAGACUUCAGGACGCUUCUCGGGGAGACCAGGUAA